GUGCAACAUGGCAGCUAUCAUGGAGACCAGCAUGAGCAAUAUGCUGCAGUUUAUGAAACUUAUCGGACAGCUUAAAAGGGUUCCGAGGACCGGCUGGGUGUACAGGAAUGUCAAACAACCAGAGAGUGUUUCAGAUCACAUGUACCGGAUGGCCAUGAUGUCCCUGACUAUCACUGACCCUUCAGUGGACAAGGACAGGUGUAUAAAGUUGGCUCUUGUUCAUGACAUGGCAGAGUGCAUUGUGGGAGAUAUCGCUCCCUCAGACAACAUCAGUAAAGCAGAGAAGCAUCGACGAGAAGAGGAGGCAAUGAGACAUUUAUCAGGUCUUCUGCCAGAUGGACUCAAACAGGAGGUUUAUGCACUAUGGGAGGAAUAUGAAACCCAGAGCAGUCCUGAAGCCAGACUGGUGAAACAGUUUGACCUCCUGGAGAUGAUUUUACAGGCUCAUGAAUAUGAAGAGCUGGAAGGAGCUCCUGGAAGACUGCAAGAAUUCUUUGACUCCACCAAUGGUCGGUUCCACCAUCCAGAUGUUCUCCAGUUCGUCAAAUGUUUAAAUGAGGAGCGAAGAUCUCCCAACACUAAAGAAACAAAACCUUCUGGGAACUCACAGACUGCAGGUGCAGAUAGCGCUCCAUCAAACAGCACAACACAGGACUCCUGACUGUAGAGAAACCAGGACCUGUACUGAAGACUGCAUUUACAGGGACACGCAUGCAAUAAACAAACUGUUCUAGAAACGAAAGAACUGAGGCGGAAAUGUCUCUCACGCAUUUGUUUCAUUUUUCCCUCGCGACUGAUUCUGUUUGAGUUUAGUUCUGCUGUAAAAGCACAACUGGGCGACUCUGGUCCUGCUCUUAAAAGGGUAAAUUUAAAUUGUAAAAUGACCUACUAUUAUCAACAAAAUGUGAAAAAUAAAGUAAUGAUAUCAUGUUAAAGACGACAAGAGAUGUUAGGUGAUAUUUAGUGUUAACAUUCAUCAUUUUUAAUCUGGUACAAAUUGCCUCUUUAGUAGCUGAAAUGAGAAAAGUGUAACUAUCGGUUGCUUUUGUCAGACUUUGUUUUAUUACUGUUUGACAAUGUAUUAAUUCAUCUGGCAGUUACAUCACAAACCUUCAACAAGCUGCUUCACCAUCAGAAAAUUCAUUUCCACGUUAGUGUUACAUGCAUUUUCAGAAUAUGUUAAAUAAUAGAUUUGAAAGUAGGAACGCUGGGUGGUUAGUUUUACUGGUAAAUGAGACACCGUUCAUAUGUCCAUUAGCUUUGACUACAGUCGGGUGUAUGUUUGGUUUGAUUUCAUGUUUAAUAUCUUUACAGCAGCAAAACUGUUCACUGUGAUUGUAUGUGAUUCCUUACGUGGAUACAGAUGAGUUUGUCAUUUUAACAUCACAGUUAGUUUUAUGAGCAUAUGUUCAAGUUUUUAGUAGUAGUUUGAACUCCUGGAACUGUAUUUUAUGUUGAAAAUAUUAACUGGUUAUAGUAUUUUGUUACCUCACUCGUCUGAUUUUGGACAGAUUUUGACCACUUUCUCAUGCUGCAAAAAAAAUGUUUCCAUACUUGAAUUUUGACAUGAGUUUUAAUAAAUACAUUUCAUGACUUAUGAAGUGAUCCUGACCAACUUCUCACACCACAGCAAAAAAAAUCAAACAAAAAACACAAUGGACAAUUGUUUGUGAAAAACUAAACAGGAAACAGAUGCAUCUAUUGAAAACAGGUUUGAUGGGAAAGUUAUGCAGUCAGACACUGUUUUAGAAAGUGAAGAAUACUUUUUACUUUUAAUGGCACCAGCUGAUGUGAUCUUUUCACUUUGAAUGAGUUCUGAACCAGGAGGAAGAUGCAGAAAUCAGGUCUGAGACUGUGUAUCCAGAGAAUAAUUGAAAUGUAUUGUACUGGUCAUGUUACAGUCGAGGGUUGUAUUACAGCAAUGCUGCAGCUACAGUAUGACGUUGCAUUAAUGUAAUAGACUGUGUAUCAGUUACAUAGUAAUAGGCGUUAUAUUUUCCAUCCUGUGACUCAGCAGGAGACAUUAAAAACACUUCUAUGUCAUCUGGACCACUUUCAGGUUAAAGAUUUAUUUUAAAGAUGUGUGCAUGAAACUCAAAACAGCUUCAAACACAACAUGUGCCCAAUUAGAUUAGUUUUAGACAGAAAUAUCCUCCAACAUUUGCAUUAAUUGGAAUAAAAAUGCAUAUAAGUAAUGUUGCAGCGUUAAAAAAAAUAAUAAUUUAGAUCCUGUGAAAGUGUUUCACAAAACCAGAUCUGCACCAAAUCAAUAAAAGUCCAGUGGUUUUUUUUUUGUUUGUUUGUUUGUUUGUUUUCAUACUCACUGUAUAGGGCACAUAUAUCGUGUUUGAUUACUUCUUGCAAACUAAGUAUUAAUUAAAAGCAAAUACACACAGUUUGAGCCACCUCAAACAUCAACA
This is a messenger RNA of Sphaeramia orbicularis (orbiculate cardinalfish), 2420 nucleotides long. It is a transcript of the gene hddc2, whose product is annotated as HD domain containing 2. Gene Ontology annotation, cellular component: cytoplasm. The record is from RefSeq and is a predicted model, not a curated record. The transcript has 6 exons. The coding region runs from base 8 to 661 and encodes 217 amino acids. Lineage: Eukaryota; Metazoa; Chordata; Actinopteri; Kurtiformes; Apogonidae. Gene Ontology annotation, molecular function: 5'-deoxynucleotidase activity.